UUCUGAUUACAGAUGGUUAAACCAGCAUGAAGGCCCCACGACCACUCUUGAGAUCUACAUAUAACAUAACUUCAGUCUCAAUGGACCGUAGCUACGCACUAACAAUACUCGGACUGCCUACGAAUCCAACCCUACAGGGCCAAGAACCAAGCAUCAGUGAGUGAAUUCGGACUUCGGAGAUUUAGCAGUUUUGGUUCCUAAAUCCUAUUCAUCUAUCUCAUGUAAGUGCCAGGAACGAAGAAGUAUCAGCGAAGGAGUAAUAUGCGCUUGCUGGUCAGUCUGUGCUGGUGAAUAAUUCAAAAUGAGACGAUCAGGGCAGUAUGCCGAUUCUGGGGUUGAUGCAUAUGUUUCUGCUCAGUUGCAUCACAUGUCUGCACAGAGAAUGCAACACAACUCUGCAAUGAACCAAUUUCCUGGACGUCCAGAUGCUUUACCCUCUGAAGAAGAGCAUCAUUAUAUGUCUUCUAAAACAGAAGGACAAUGGCAGUGGGAUAGAGAGGCUAUAAAAGCAUCAAAUUCAAUGCCAUCUCAUUUAUACAGUGAAGGUCAAGGGGGUGAUCCAUCUAGAUCUUAUUACCAGGGUCAGAGACCGGACCCUAAAUUGGGUGUAGAGAAACAAACCAUCAAAGAUCCAAGAAGUCAAAACCAUGAGCAAGAUAUGGAAAUUGGGUAUGAGGACAACAACACUUUCGCACAGACAUUUGAAGGUCUUGAACAGAAAUUCCUAGAUGAGAUCAUGAAAUUGACCAAGGAGCAGAAUGAUGCCGAAGAUGCAGAAAAUGCUAGGCAUAGGGAGAAAAUAAGUGAGAUCAAUGCUCAGUACCAGGAAAAGUUGACUGAACUUCGAGCCCGUCAUAGUACUCGCAGAGACGAAUUCCUCUGCCGGGAAACACAAGCACGACAGCAUCAGUAUCAGCAAGCAGAGAUGAGGUCCUACGCCGACAGUAUGGGCCGGAGCGAUCCACAAAACUAUGGUAUUCCUGCUGCUGCUGAAGCACAUCGAGGAUAUGCCUCUGGGCAGUUUGACUCCUACAGAGAGAGAGCUCAGUUUCUUGGAGGUGGCAGAAGUCAUGGAUUUGAGUCAAGGGGUCCAUAUCCUGGAGGACGUGUUUACAAUACGGGUUCUCGCUACUACUGAAAUGCUUAGAACUGAAAUACCAAACCCCCCCCCUUUUAUUUAUAUUUCUCCUGAUCUCAUUAUUGCUUUGCUAUGGAAUAUGGGGUUCCUUCUGUAAUUCCCCAAUGUUGUUGAUUAAGCAUCAAUAUGUUGCUCUAGAAAGCUGCGAGAAGUUGCUCAUCAUGAGUCAUUUUAAUUAUAGCAUCCCUUUUGCUUUUGCUUUU
Macadamia integrifolia is the source of this 1341-nucleotide messenger RNA. RefSeq lists its product as uncharacterized. Lineage: Eukaryota; Viridiplantae; Streptophyta; Magnoliopsida; Proteales; Proteaceae. The record is from RefSeq and is a predicted model, not a curated record. The transcript is spliced from 4 exons. The coding region runs from base 302 to 1138 and encodes 278 amino acids.